Aaosphaeria arxii CBS 175.79 is the source of this 1711-nucleotide messenger RNA. Its product is annotated as MFS general substrate transporter. Gene Ontology annotation, biological process: transmembrane transport. Gene Ontology annotation, molecular function: transmembrane transporter activity. The record is from RefSeq and is a predicted model, not a curated record. Gene Ontology annotation, cellular component: membrane. The transcript is spliced from 3 exons. NCBI's taxonomy places the organism in Eukaryota, Fungi, Ascomycota, Dothideomycetes, Pleosporales. Bases 195 to 1685 code for a protein of 496 amino acids.
GUGACGCAAACACCGUCAGCGUUCUGCGCGUAUAAUCCGAUCUAAGUCAACAUCAAGCUAUCAACUAAAUAUAGCAUUUCUCUUCAAGAGCGAACCAGUGGGGCACCCCUUACGGUUGAUCUGAUUGAUUGCCAUUUACAAAGCAAUAUACACCACUGAACCUCUCUAUCACGAGAACAAGCCUCGAAAAAGUCAUGAGUGGCUUCAACAAAGCCAUGGGCGAGGAGCCAAUCGCCACGCCUGGGACCACCGACUUUGAGGACACUGAUGUCGAAGGCCUGAUUCAAGAGAUAGACCCCAUUGAGGAGGCGAAGUUGGUACGGAAGUUGGAUCUGUUCCUGAUCCCUGUGGUCAUGCUGUUGUAUCUGCUCAGUUUCCUCGAUCGUGUCAACAUUGGCAAUGCUCGACUGUAUGAUCUCGAAUCAGAUCUCAAUCUCAGCCCAAAUCAAUUUCAGACUGCUGUUUCGAUUCUCUUCGUGACGUACAUCUUAUCAGAGGUCCCGUCCAACCUGGUACUCAAGAAACUGCGUCCCUCCCGCUGGAUCGCCUUCAUCACUGUAUCAUGGGGCGCGGUCGCCACGCUCACUGGCGUUGUCCAGAACUACGCCGGACUCCUUGUCUGCCGUCUCUUUCUCGGUGCUGUAGAAGGAGGUCUCUUUCCCGGGAUGGCCAUCUAUCUCACCUUCUUCUACACCAAGCGUGAGCUUGCCCUCCGGAUCGGGUACCUCUUCGUCUCCGCCGCACUCGCCGGUGCUUGUGGUGGCCUCCUGGCCUUCGCAAUCGGUCACAUGCACGGCACCGCUGGACAGUCAGGCUGGCGCUGGAUCAUGAUCAUUGAAGGAGCUCCCACCUUUGUCCUCGGCAUCGCUACCUGGUGGAUUCUGCCCGACAACCCACAGACUGCGUACUUCCUCGACGAUCGACAGCGCGCACUAGCUGUACGCCGUCUGACGCUGCAAACAGGAUACACCAAGAGCGCCGUCGAGUUCCACUGGGAGGACGUCAGGAAGGCAGUAAAGGACUGGAAGGUAUGGGCGUUCUGUCUUGCGCUCUUCGGCAGUGAUUGUAUGCUUUACGGAUACUCGACCUUCCUCCCGACCAUCAUUCGCGGUAUCAACCCCGGGGCUUCGACUGCCAUGGUACAAGUCCUGACCAUCCCCUGCUACGCUCUGGGCGCCAUCACCUACCUCAUCGUUGCGAGGGUCUCCGACCACCAACAGAAGAGAGGACUAUGGACGGUAAUGCUGGGUCUCGUGAGUAUCAUCGGCUACGCGCUUCUGAUCAGCGACACCAGUUCGUCAGUCCAUUAUGCGGGGUGCUUCCUCGUAGCGAUGGGAUUGUACGUUUUUGUCGGUUUGCCGCUCGCUUGGCUGCCGACGAAUUGCCCAAGAUACGGCAAGCGAACGACAGCUACGGGGCUGCAGUUGUCGAUGGGAAAUUGUGCGGGUAUCAUGUCUAGUUUCCUCUAUCCAAAGGGCGAGUCUCCGAGAUUCAUUCGCGGUCAUGCGGUCACUAUGGCUAUGGUUGCGUUUGCAAUUAUCAUCUACACCGUCAUGUGGCGGUACUUCUCAAUGGUCAAUGCGAGGAGGGAGGCUGGAAAGGAGGAUCAUUUGAUCGAGGGUAUGGAUGAGCAUGAGAUCGCCGAAAUGGGUGAUGAAAGUCCCAAAUUCAGAUAUGCCGUCUAAGGGAAGGAAGGGAUGAGGAAUGAGGG